ACACACCCUAUUUUUACCACCACACCUGAAGACCUAUAAACAAAACUUAACAGCCAGAAAUCCAUCAGUCAUCCAUCCGUGACUGCGGAGACCGGAUAUGCUUCUCUCGUCUUUGUCUUUUAACAACAUGUGCAACCUAAUUCUGACAGCAGGUCUCUGCUUGAUCUUCACCAGCUUGGCCUCUUCCUCCUCCAGGCUGGUAUGUUACUACAACAGCUUGGCUGAAAACAGAGAAGAGGAUGGGAAGUUCACAAUUUCUGAUAUUGAUCCGAACAAAUGUACCCAUCUGGUCUACGCAUUUUCUGACAUUAACAAUGACAAUGAGCUGGUCCCCACAAGCACAGCUGAACUACAACACUAUCUGUUCUUCAAUGGGCUAAAAUUCAGAAAUCCACAGCUCAAAACCCUGUUAGCAGUUGGUGGCAUAACCUUUAAUAAACAAAAAUUCAGUAGGAUGGUGUCGACACAACAAUACAGAACAACCUUCAUCCAGUCUGCGAUCACACUACUGAGGUUCUAUGGGUUUGAUGGGCUCAACCUGGACUGGAGGUUCCCUGUAACAAGAGGAAGUCAACCAGACAACAAGCAGAAAUUUACACUGUUGUGCCAGGAACUCAAAGAUGCCUUUGCAGCUGAAGUAACAAACACUCAGCGUGACAGAUUGAUCCUCACGGCUAGUGUCUCUGCUGAGAAAGCAGUCAUCGAUGCCAGUUACGAAGUCGCACAGAUUGCCAUGAGCCUGGACUUCAUUAAUGUGCUGACAUUUGACUUUCGUGGCCCUUGGGAAAAUGUCACGGGACAUCACAGCCCCUUAUACCUUGGAUCCCAAGAUACUGGAGACAAGAUCUACUUUAAUACUGACUCUGCCAUGCAGCACUGGUUGGACCAGGGAGCACCUGCACAGUUGCUAAACUUGGGACUAGCGGCCUAUGGGCGAGCUUUUACCCUCUCCACUGCAGCCAGUGGUGUUGGAGCACCAGCCAGUGGCACUGGUGAAGAAGGCUGCUACACUGGUGAAGAAGGAUUCUGGGCCUUUUAUGAGACUUGCCUUUACACUGAAGGGGCUACAGUCCACCAGAUUAAUGAUCAGAGAGUUCCAUAUGCAAUCACAGAAAACCAGUGGGUUGGAUUCGAUAACAAGGACAGCGUUAGUACAAAGGUCAGUUACCUAAAAGCAAAAAACUUUGGAGGAGCCUUUGUCUGGUCUCUGGACCUGGACGAUUUCAGUGGAAAAUUCUGUAACCAAGGCAACUGUCCCUUCAUCAGCCACCUGAAUACUCUCCUGGUUCAAAGUUCUCCAACUCCAAAUACCCCAAGUACAACCACAACACCCACUACCAUACCAACAACACCAACUACCACAACAACUCGCACUACUACAACUCCCAUUACCAUGAUAACAACAACAACAACUCCCACUACUACAACUCUAACUACCACAACAACUCCCACCACCACGACCACAAGUCCCACUACCACAAAAACUUCCCCUACCACAAUUCCCACUACUACUACCACAAUUCCCACUACUAUGACAACAACUCCCACUACAACAACCACAACUCCGUCUACUACAACCACAACUCCCACAACAACAACUCCUACUACCACAACAACAACUCCAACUACCACCACAACUCCCACU
This is a messenger RNA of Scophthalmus maximus (turbot), 1645 nucleotides long. Its product is annotated as chitinase-3-like protein 2. The annotation marks the transcript as partial. Gene Ontology annotation, molecular function: chitinase activity; chitin binding. NCBI's taxonomy places the organism in Eukaryota, Metazoa, Chordata, Actinopteri, Pleuronectiformes, Scophthalmidae. The record is from RefSeq and is a predicted model, not a curated record. Gene Ontology annotation, biological process: chitin catabolic process; carbohydrate metabolic process. The transcript is spliced from 12 exons. Gene Ontology annotation, cellular component: extracellular region.